UCAUUAAUGUUGGACUUGUGUCACACUGUCAUGAUCUAGAAGAGCUGCACACGUUCGGACGUCAGGGGAGGAUUUCUGUUUGAUCUCUGCAUUCAAGUCCAAGAUGAAAGAAAGAAAAACUCGACAUCAUGAGACCAACUUCCUCUUCUGCUACUGACUUAAAUCAGAAGAUGAGUGACUGUGUGGCGGAAGAGGAGGGCAGAGCAGAAUCUGCAGUGUCCAGCUGUCUGUCCAUGAAGAGCGACUGGUCUAAAGGACAACCUCCAGACUUAAGUAAUGGACCUGGACCUUCAGACACAAAAGGUUCCUACCACAGAGCAGAGUCUGCAGUGUCCAGCUGUCUUUCCAUGAAGAGUGACUGGUCUAAAGAUCUACCUGAAUACUUCAGUAAUGGACCUGGACCUCCAGACAUAAAGGACAGGAAGAGGAGUCGAGGUGAUGUGGAGGAGCAGCUGUCCUGCUGUGCUUUGUGUCAGGAGCUCCUGAGGGAUCCAGUCUCCACCAGCUGUGGACACUGGUUCUGCAGACGGUGCAUCACCUCAUACUGGGACCAGUCUGAUCCAUCAGGAGAUCCUGCCUGUCCCCAGUGUGGAAAAAGAUCCAGAACAAGACCUGGACUGCAGACAACCAGUCAAACCAGCACAGUGGACGGCGGUCUGCAGGAGGUUUUAGACGAGCAUAAGAUCAGUCUGAGGAGGAGAUGUGAAUUUGUGACAGAAGGAACUGCUGCAGUAGGAACUGGAACCCCCCUCAACAGGAUCUACACUGAGCUCUACAUCACAGAGGGACGGAGGGAAGAGGUUAAUACCCAACAUGAGGUGUGGCAGCUGGAGACAACAUCCAAGAUGGAGACCCUCCAUGACACUCCAAUCAAGUGCCAGGACAUCUUUAAACUCUUACCUGGCCAAGACACACACAUCAGAGUAGUUGUGACGCAGGGCGUUGCUGGGAUUGGAAAAACCUUCUCAGUGCAGAAGUUCACUCUGGACUGGGCAGAGGGCUUGGAAAACCAACAUGUCAGUCUUGUGGUUCUGCUUUCGUUCCGGGAGCUGAACUUGAUCAAAGAUGAGCGCUACAGUCUUCUCCAGCUGCUCCGUGUUUUCCAUCCAGCAUUACAGACGGUCACAGCAGAGCAGCUCACCGUCUGUAAAGUCGUGUUCAUCUUUGACGGCCUGGAUGAAAGCAGGUUUUUAUUGGAUUUCCAGAACAAUGAGGUCGUGUCUGAUGUCACACAGACAUCAUCAGUAGACGUGCUGUUGACAAACCUCAUCAAGGGGAAUCUGCUUCCCUCGGCUCUCCUAUGGAUAACUUCCAGACCUGCAGCGGCCAAUCAGAUCCCUCCUACAUGUGUCGACAGGGUAACAGAAGUCCGAGGGUUCUCUGACCCCCAGAAGGAGGAGUACUUCAGGAGGAGGUCCAGUGAUGAGGACCUGUGCAGCAGAAUCAUCUCACACAUCAAGGCGUCCAGGAGCCUCCACAUCAUGUGCCACAUCCCGGUCUUCUGCUGGAUCACUGCUACAGUUCUGGAGCACAUGUUGACCACAGACCAGAGAGGAGAGCUGCCCAAGAGCCUGACUGAGAUGUACUCACACUUCCUGCUGGUUCAGACACAGAGGAAGAAGCACAAGUACAAUGAGAGACAUGACAGGAGCCAGCAGGAGCUGAUGGAGACUGACAGGGAAGUUCUUCUGAAGCUGGGCAGGCUGGCGUUUGAACAUCUGGAGAAAGGCAACCUGAUGUUCUACCAAGAAGACCUGGAGGAGUGUGGUCUUGAUGUCAGAGAGGCCUCGGUGUACUCAGGAGUGUGUACAGAGAUCUUCAAAACCGAGUGUGUGCUCUUCCAGAGAAAAGUCUACUGCUUUGUUCAUCUGAGCAUUCAGGAGUUUCUCGCUGCAGUCUACAUCUUCCACUGCUACACCAACAGGAACACAGAGGUACUGGCCAAAGUCAUGAGAACAGGCAAGAAUAAAGGAGUUGACAAUGAGCCAUCAUUGGAUAUCCUCCUGAAGAGAGUCAUGUCUGAAGCCCUGCAGAGCAAAAAUGGUCACCUGGACCUCUUUGUCCGUUUCCUUCAUGGCCUCUCACUGGAGUCCAGCCAGAGGCUCUUAGGAGGCCUGCUGGGUCAGACAGAGAGCAGACCAGAAGAGAUCCAGACAGCCAUCAAAAACCUGAAGCUGAGACGAGCAGCAGAUAUCUAUCCUGACAGAAGCAUCAACAUCUUCCACUGUUUGAUGGAGAUGAAUGACCUCUCAGUACAUCAGGAUAUCCAAGAGUUCCUCAAGUCAGAGAAGAGGUCAAAGAAGAAACUCUCUAUGAUCCAGUGCUCAGCUCUGGCCUACAUGCUGCAGAUGUCAGAGGAGGUUCUAGAUGAGUUGGAUCUGAAGGUGUACAACACAACAGAUGAUGGACGACUGAGGCUGAUCCCAGCUGUGAGGAACUGCAGGAAGGCUCGAUUGAGUGGCUGCAGGUUGACAGAGAGCAGCUGUGCUUCUCUGGCCUCGGCUCUGAAAUCCAACCCCCAUCUGACAGAGCUGGACCUGAGUGAGAACCAGCUGCAGGAUUCAGGAGUGAAGCUGCUGUCUGCUGGACUGAAGAGUCCAAACUGCAGACUGGAGACUCUCAGACUGAGUGGCUGCAGGUUGUCAGAGAGCUGCUGUGCUUCUCUGGCCUCGGCUCUGAAGUCCAGCCCCCAUCUGACAGAGCUGGACCUGAGUGAGAACCAGCUGCAGGAUUCAGGAGUGAAGCUGCUGUCUGCUGGACUGGAGAGUCCAAACUGCAGACUGAAGACUCUCAGACUGAGGAGCUGCAGGUUGACAAGGAGCUGCUGUGCUUCUCUGGCCUCGGCUCUGAAGUCCAACCCCCAUCUGACAGAGCUGGACCUGAGUGAGAACGGGCUGCAGGAUUCAGGAGUGGAGCUGCUGUCUGCUCUGGUGGAGAGUCCAAACUGCAGCCUGAAGACUCUCAGGCUGGAACAUGUAGAAGACUGGAUUCCAUCUGGCAGCAUGAGAGCAUGUGAGUACUGAGACAGUAUGAGCAAGCACACACAC
Myripristis murdjan (pinecone soldierfish) is the source of this 3047-nucleotide messenger RNA. Its product is annotated as NLR family CARD domain-containing protein 3-like. The coding region runs from base 129 to 3023 and encodes 964 amino acids. Gene Ontology annotation, molecular function: protein binding. Lineage: Eukaryota; Metazoa; Chordata; Actinopteri; Holocentriformes; Holocentridae. The transcript has 8 exons. The record is from RefSeq and is a predicted model, not a curated record.